Messenger RNA from Seriola dumerili (greater amberjack), 1101 nucleotides. RefSeq names its product WD repeat domain 88 (gene wdr88). NCBI's taxonomy places the organism in Eukaryota, Metazoa, Chordata, Actinopteri, Carangiformes, Carangidae. The transcript has 11 exons. The record is from RefSeq and is a predicted model, not a curated record. Gene Ontology annotation, molecular function: protein binding. Bases 1 to 1101 code for a protein of 366 amino acids.
AUGGUGGUUCCGGUGAAGGUGUUACGAGCUCACAGUGACAGCGUCACCGCAGCUCGACUCUGCUUCAGCGACCGCCGCCUCCUCAGCUGCUCCUCAGACCGCACCGCCAUCCUCUGGGAUGUGGACAGCUGCAGACCUCUGAGGAUGUUUGAUGGAGUUCAUGGGAAAACCAUCACUGAGUGUGCUUUAGUCCCCAACAGCAACAGGAUGAUCACAGUCUCCUGGGAUAAGAAGAUGGUGGCCUGGGACCUGGAGACGGGACAGACUGUGUGGAAGUGGCGGCUGGGCGGUCUGCUGACCUCCUGCAGCGUCUCGUCUGACGGCCGCCUGGUUGUUUGUGCAGCUGAUCCACAGAACAGCGUUUACAUCAGUGACGCAGCGAGCGGACAGACGCUGCACCACGUGAGCGAUCAUCACCGCUCCACCAUCACACGCUGCAGGUUCGACCCUCAGAACCAGAGAGUGGCCACGGUGUCUGCGGACCGCAGCAUCAGACUGUGGGACCUGCUGGUCCAGAAGACCACCGUGUCCAUCGACAGUAACCAUGGCAACGUCAUCUCUGACUGCUGCUUCACCAACAACGGGCACUUCCUCUGCACAGCAUCAUGGGAUAAGACGUUGAAGCUGUGGGACCUUCAGGCGGGGGGGUUUCGAUCUCACGGCGGGACGUCGCUGCAGAGAGGUCAUGAGGGCAGCGUGAGCUGCUGCAGCUUCUCUGCUGACGCGAACUUGCUGGUGUCUGGCUCCUACGACAGGACUGUUGCAUUCUGGGAUAUGUCCUCCCUCUGCCUGUCGCUCAUCUUGAAGGGCCACAGUGAUUGGGUGACAGACGUGUCAGUCAGCGCAGACAGGAAGUUGGUCGCCUCUGCCUCUAAGGACGGGACCGUCAGGUUGUGGGACAUCGAGAACAUGGAGGAGAUCCCAGAGGUCAUGGAGAAAAGAAGGACUGAAGGAUCAGGGAUUCACAUCCUCAAGUGUGAGGAGUGUGGAAAGCCGUUCCCAGUAUCCAGACUUCAGACCUCAGAGCUGCUGACUCAGUGCGUCUUCUGUCGACUCAGAUCACCGUCCAGAUAUCGACCACAGCCUCCACCUCUCAUGUGA